Messenger RNA from Helianthus annuus (common sunflower), 689 nucleotides. RefSeq names its product putative receptor-like protein kinase At4g00960. Lineage: Eukaryota; Viridiplantae; Streptophyta; Magnoliopsida; Asterales; Asteraceae. The transcript has 4 exons. The record is from RefSeq and is a predicted model, not a curated record. Gene Ontology annotation, molecular function: ATP binding; protein kinase activity. Bases 255 to 689 code for a protein of 144 amino acids. Gene Ontology annotation, biological process: protein phosphorylation.
AGAACUACAAAACGAAGGUGAUAAUACAAGUUGUUAUUGGGAUAGUUGGAUUCAUCAUAAUAACUGUUAGUUUCCGUCUCUAUGUUCUUAAGAACGAGAAAAAGGAACAAAUACCUCAAAUCAACACUGUUGAGAUUGUGUUGGAUGUUCCUGAAUCAUUACGAUACACCUUCAACUCAGUGAAGAUAGCAACAAACAAUUUCUCCGACGACAAUAUCUUGGGAAAAGGUGGAUUUGGAAAUGUUUACAAGGGCAUGCUCGAAAACGGACAAGAGAUAGCUGUAAAAAGGCUAAAAACGGUAUCUACUCAAUGUGGCAAUGAAUUCAAGAAUGAGGCUGAGCCACCCCCGAAACUUAAUCAUUGUAACUUGGUUCAACUUUGUGGGUAUACCAUUGAAGGCAUCAUGCGCCUUCUAAUUUAUGAGUUACUGACACAUAGAAGUCUUGAUAAAUACAUAUUUGAUUCAUCUAAGAGUUCCAUUCUUAACCGGGAAAGACACCACAACAUCAUCAUAGAUGUUGCGAGUGGACUACAUUACCUCCAUGAAGGAAGCCGUGAACGGAUAUGUAACGUUUCAUAUUUUUGUAAUUCUUUUUGUUUUAUUGUAAUUCGUAUCUUACAUUUUAAUAUUUGUAAUUCCGGGACUUUGAUCAUAAUGAAAAUUGCUUUUUAUAUCAUACUUGUUUAA